Myzus persicae (green peach aphid) is the source of this 2717-nucleotide messenger RNA. Its product is annotated as frizzled-2-like. Lineage: Eukaryota; Metazoa; Arthropoda; Insecta; Hemiptera; Aphididae. Gene Ontology annotation, molecular function: Wnt receptor activity; Wnt-protein binding. Gene Ontology annotation, biological process: canonical Wnt signaling pathway; non-canonical Wnt signaling pathway. Gene Ontology annotation, cellular component: plasma membrane. The transcript has 2 exons. The record is from RefSeq and is a predicted model, not a curated record. The coding region runs from base 444 to 2204 and encodes 586 amino acids.
ACGGAAUUGAAUGCAUUUGAUUGUGUGUACAGUUGUGUAAUGUGUGUAUACACUAUUGUCUAUUACGGUAACAGUACAAUAACAUAACACCCCCGCGUCGCACCUGUCCGUAGUGGUGUUCUCGUUGUUUAAUUUAAUCGUCCCGUUCUCAUUAAUGGCUAUUUCGUGUGCGUAGAUGAAUAGUUUUUUAAUUAGUAUUCGCCGUCGUCAAUUGUCCGCGUCGUUGUCUCGUGCGCGCGUCUCUCUCCGCCGUCACUCGCCGCCCGAAAACUACGGCACCGUCGCGGCCGUUUUUUUCAGCCCGAAUCGAAUGGCGGACUGUAAGUCAUCGAGUGUUGGACGAAAUGGACGUUGUCAAUAGAUUCACGGCCCCUGGUGCCUGCCGACCAACCGUUUUCAGCGUUUCUUUGUAAAUUCCACCCGUGGUAUCCCGUCGCGUCGACAUGGCGUCGCACGGACCGCGUUUCGCGGCAGCGCUGCUCAUGACAGCAAUGAUGCUGUUAUUUAUGGUAAAAUGUUCGGUUUCGUUUGCACACUCGUCGAGUCAACAGAUCCAAGACGGUUCGAUCGGCGACGACCCUACCGGUCACCAUGGCCGGUGUGAGUCCAUCACCAUACCAUUUUGCAUGGGCAUUGCAUAUAAUGAAACAAUCAUGCCCAACUUGUUGGGCCAACAGCGUCAAGACGAAGCGGGUUUCGAAGUGCAGCAAUACUAUCCGUUGGUAAAAAUCCAAUGUUCCCACGAUCUGCAAUUCUUUUUGUGCAGCGUCUUCGCUCCCGUGUGCACCAUAAUUGAGAGACCUAUUCCACCCUGUCGGUCACUGUGUGUGUCAGCGCGCAAUGGCUGUGAGGCAAUAAUGAACCGUUUUCAAAUUGAAUGGCCCGAUAAUCUGGAAUGUUCAAAGUUCCCUGAAAAUGGGCAACUCUGCGUCGGUGAGAAUAAUGUAACAAACACUUCUCCAACACCACAGACUGGUUUAAUAGAACAAAGCGGAAAAGAUUUAACAGCACCCGGAUCUAGACACUUUUCAGGAGAUCAAGGAUAUCCAAAUAAUCCCAAUAGCUUUGAUAUUGGGUUUGUUUGCCCACAACAAUUUCGAAUUGAGUCUAAUAGUAACAAAAAAAGAUCUGAUAGGAGCAAUCAAGUUUAUACAUUAAAAGUUGGCAAUAAAGUAGUAAAGGAUUGUGGAGUACCCUGUGAUGCAUUCUGGAGUCAAGAUCAAAUGCGCAGAGCUAGAUCAUGGGUGGCUCUGUGGUCUGUGUUGUGUGCUAUAUCCUGUUUGUUUACUUCAUUAACUUUUGCCAUUGAUACACACCGUUUUCGAUAUCCAGAACGACCAAUAAUAUUCUUGUCUUUGUGUUAUCUGAUGGUUUCUAUAUCUUAUCUGAUUGGAUAUUUAUCGGGAAACAACAUUGCGUGCAACAAGCAAAAUUUAAUCACUCAAGGUACAGACGAUAAUGAAUGGUGUACUGUACUAUUUAUGGUGUCGUAUUUCUUUAGUAGCGCAUCUUCUGUAUGGUGGGUUGUGUUGACAUUGACUUGGUUCCUUGCUGCGGGACUUAAAUGGGGACAUGAAGCUAUUGAAGCAAAUUCUCAUUAUUUCCACUUAGCGGCAUGGACGGUUCCUGCUGCUAAAACAAUUACAGUAUUGGCUUUGGGAAAAAUUGAGGGUGAUGUUUUAACCGGUAUCUGUUCAAUGGCUGUUUGGAGUGAUGAUACGGCUGUGAGAGACAUGGUGCUAUUUCCUUUAGUAGUUUACCUGAUUUUGGGUACAGCAUUUUGGAUGGCUGGAUUUGUUUCUUUAUGCCGCAUUCGAAAAGUAAUGAAACAUGAUGGUACUCGAGGUACUGAAAAAUUGGAAAAAUUGAUGAUACGCAUUGGCGUCUUUAGUGUUCUAUACACAGUACCUGCUGUGGCUCAAAUCUUAUGUUUAGUUUAUGAACAUGUCAAUCUCAGUUCAUGGAUUAUUAGUUGGCACUCUACUCUUUGUCAAGAUCCAAAGUAUGCUCUGCCAUGUCCUUCUCAACCCAGUGACACGGGAAAAAAACCUAGCUUUGAGGUGUUUAUAGCUAAAUAUUUUGUUUCAUUAUUAGUUGGUCUUACAUCGAGUGUUUGGAUUUGGUCUAGUAAAACUCUGAAUAGUUGGCAAAAAUUUUUGGCUCGAAUUCGACCUAAUUCAGGAAAAUCUGAAGCUUAUGUUUAAUUAAAUUUAAAGUUUGGUUUAUUAAUGUAUCAACAUAUUUGUUUUUAAUUUAGAUUUCUUACAGACUAAUAUAUUUUAUACUAUUCACAGGACAUUUAAUAAAUUAGGGAUGAUUUGAUACCACAUUUUGUUUAUCUAAUUAAUUGUUAUAUUGAUUUCAAGUCCAAUAUUCAAUGUACAUAGUAUAAGUUAUCAAAAUCAAGCUACUUCUUAAUUAAUAAACAAUUAGCAUCACUAAAUGUCAUGUAUAUAAUUAUAAAUUUGGUGGUAAUUAAAUGUAUGUGUACAUAGAAAAUAAUAAUAAUCAUUAUUUAGGCUUUUUUAACAAUAUAAUUAAUAUUACUAAGUAGUAACAGUUAUCUUUAUUUCUGAGUAAUAUAAUAAUUUUAUUAUUAAUGUGACGUUAGAAUUAUAUAUUUUUUACAUUUUAUAUACCACAAUUUCUACUACUAUUAUUUAUGUAAUGUUAUGAUUCUUUAUGAUAAUUUGUUACACACACAUAUAUAUAUAUAU